Diabrotica virgifera virgifera (western corn rootworm) is the source of this 2041-nucleotide messenger RNA. Its product is annotated as nucleolar GTP-binding protein 2. Gene Ontology annotation, molecular function: GTP binding. Bases 112 to 2025 code for a protein of 637 amino acids. Gene Ontology annotation, cellular component: nucleolus. NCBI's taxonomy places the organism in Eukaryota, Metazoa, Arthropoda, Insecta, Coleoptera, Chrysomelidae. The record is from RefSeq and is a predicted model, not a curated record. The transcript is spliced from 3 exons.
CAGUUAAUUUGACAUAUUUGAAAGAAACACACGUGUGUACAUUAGGUGAAGUGGAAUAGGGUUAAAUAAAAUAAUUAUCUGUUCAGUUAAACAGAGGACUUUUUUGUUAAAAUGCCGAAAGUGAGAUCCACAACUGGAGCCCCUCGGAAGCAGGGGUUCAACAGAUCGAAUCAUUCGAUGAACCCCGAAAGACCGACUGAAGGAUUAAAGGGGGUAUCUAAAGUGAGAACUAAGGGAACAAUAAAAAGGCUUCAGAUGUACAGGAAUUUCAAAGCUAAGAGGGACAAAACUGGUAAAAUUCUCACACCAGCACCUUUUCAGGGAAGGUUGCCAUCAGGUACACAAGCUAGAGUGGAGCCAAACCAAAAGUGGUUCGGAAAUAGUAGAGUAAUUUCACAAAACACCUUACAAAAAUUUCAAACAGAGGUAGGAAGCGCACUAAAAAAUCCAUUUCAAGUGGUUAUGAAACCUACUACACUACCUAUAACUUUGCUCAAUGAAAAAGCCAAAAAUGCUAGAGUACAUCUGUUAGACACAGAGAGUUUUCAAAGUGUUUUUGGCCCAAAGAAAAGCAGAAAGAGACCAAAUAUUGGCGUAAAAGGCCUGGAAGAAUUAACUGAGUUAGCAGACAAGUCUGCUAAUGAAUAUUCUCAAGAGAAAGACUCAAAUGUAGUUCGAGAUGAUGGUGGAGUCCGUGAUUUACCUAGAGACUGGGUUAUGGCAGCAGGUCAAUCCAGAAGAAUAUGGAAUGAACUGUACAAGGUUGUCGACAGUUCUGAUGUGUUGCUACAAGUUUUAGAUGCCAGAGAUCCAAUGGGAACUAGAUCAGCUUAUUUGGAAAAGUAUUUGAAGACAGAGAAACCUCAUAAACAUCUUAUAUUUAUUUUAAAUAAAGUUGAUUUGGUUCCUACUUGGGUUACACAGAGAUGGGUUGCUAUAUUAAAUAAAGAAUACCCAACUGUGGCUUUCCAUGCUAGCAUUACACAUCCCUUCGGCAAAGGAUCUCUCAUCAACCUUCUACGACAAUUAGCAAAACUGCACAUAGACAAGAAACAGAUAUCAGUAGGUUUUAUAGGAUACCCCAACGUUGGUAAAUCAUCUGUCAUUAAUACCCUACGAAGCAAAAAAGUUUGUAAAGUAGCACCGAUAGCUGGCGAGACCAAAGUGUGGCAGUACAUAACACUAAUGAAGAGGAUUUACCUCAUAGAUUGCCCAGGUGUUGUUUAUCCUUCAGCAGAAACAGACUCAGAGAAGGUAUUGAAAGGAGUAGUAAGAGUGGAAUUAGUUAACAACCCUGAAGAUUAUGUAAAGCAUAUUUUGGAAAGAGUUAAACCGGAAUACAUUAGAAAAACUUACAAAGUAGAUCAGUGGAAUGAUUCUAUUGACUUUUUGGAAAAGAUUGCGCAUAAGUCUGGAAAAUUAUUGAAGAAAGGCGAACCUGAUAUCACGGGUGUAUCAAAAAUGGUUUUGAAUGAUUGGCAAAGAGGUAAGCUACCAUUUUAUUGUUGCCCGCCUGGAUAUGAACAACCUUUAUCACAAACACAAGAAGCUUCUGAAGAUGAACCUGUAGGGGUAGUCCAAGAUUAUAGAAAGAUUAGAGUUAAUCUGACAUUUGAAGGAGAAGAUGUUAGAGCCUUAGAACCUAUCAAAGAUUUAAAUAGUACUUCUGAAACAAACGAUAAAUCUGAUGGUGAAAGUGAUGUUGAGGAGUCAGAAGAGGCCACUACAGAACAGAAUACCAAUGAAGGCGACAGUUCAGAUUCUGAUGUCAGCUUUUAUUCAGAUAUGGAAACAAACGAUGAAGAUAGUAAAUUAAACGAAGAUUCUACAAGUGGACCAGUGAAGAAACUUUCAAAACUCAAAUCGAAAACUGCUAAAGGAGGAAGUGAGAAGGGAGUAGUUAAGAAAAAGUUGACGAGUAAACAAAAAAGAGCUAUCGAUAGGAGUCAAAAGCGGAAAAAGGUCGGUAGUAACUUUUAUGAAGUUACUAAUGUUAAGAAUAGAAAUAGAAAUAAGAAAAAAUAAAUUCUGUUUAAAAUUG